AGCAAUCCUUGUAGGCUACUACGCACCAUUGCGCUCUGGCGCGGUGCGUCCGCUGCGGGCGCGCAUCGCUAAGGGCAACCGCGGCAUCCAGCUCGUCUUCAGCUCUGGUUGUUGCAGGCAAGAAGGGAGAGGACGGGAUUUAGAGAAACUUUUUAAAGCUUCGUCCUGUGGAGUUUUUUAUCCAGCUAUCUAACAGAGAUGACUGACAUACUGCGGAUGGUGUCAGAAGCGCACAGGCGGACUUUACCUACGCUCUCCCAGCUCUCAGAAAACGAUAUUGUCUCUAUUUGGGCUGAUGUAUCCGCCUACAUUGAACGUCAGAUGACCCUACAGAAGGGGGUGCACCUGGCAGGACUGGGAACCUUCACCUUCUCUCAGCAGAAGCUGGAUAUAGGACACAAGUUCAUCAUGAUUCAAAGACCCAUCUUCGUCCUGGCUGGGAAACUGGCCCAGUCUCUCGGCUUAAAGCAGGCCAGGCCACUGGCUGCAGCAACACACCUACCAGUGAUGCAGCUAAACUUUACAGCUGUGUCUCAAGAGACUCCGUUCAGUCGAGACGUGGUGGAGAGCUGCAUUAGAGAAACUCUGCUGCUCCUAUGUAGAGCUUUGGCAUCAGAACAAAACGUAUUCAUCACCUUCCAGGGGAUUGGAGUUCUGUCAUUUAAGAACAGCAAGGUACAGAUGAAAUUCAACAGAGAAUUUAUUAAUGCCAUGGAUGGAACUGGUAGGCUGCUGUUAGCCUUUAAUGAGAGACCGGGCAGCAGUGUCUCUUUACUGUCUGCUGGAGUGUCCAGGCUUCAGAGGCCACAGACUGCCAACCCCAUCACUCUGCCAACUGUCUGCUCUCCUCAGCUGGAAAACAAAGCUGGUGACAAAGAUGGAUGGUGUUUAUCGCCAGAUCCAGACCAGAGGAAUGCAGGAGAAGUUCCCCAGCAGAGAGAAUCUAAAUCCCAUCAGUCCGCCAAGGUGAAAGCGGUCACCCUGUCUGAAGAACUGAACCCAAAACCCCCUGUGGAGGCCAAAGACAAGCCCACCACCUCUAUCUCACCACGAGAGGUCAGCCCCAAACUGGAGGAACAUCGUGUGAAUGCCAGCUGCUCUGACCACACCCGUGCUGGACAGGAGCUGUGCUACUUGUGUAUGCAGCGAAUCCAAAAAAAUGCUGCAGUGUACCUGAGGGAGCAGCAGCAGGAAGAGGAGCAAGCUCAGGAGAAACUUCUACUGCUUAAAGAACAACAGAGAGACAAGCAGCUUAUGGAGGAAGAACUGGCAAAGCUGAAUGAGCAACGUGAGAAUGCAAAGCAGAUUGCUUCAUUCAACCUGCAAAUGUCUGAGAAGAAAGAGAAGACUCCUGUGUACCCUACUUCAUUCAUCUUUCUGGCUCGGCCCCUCACUCCUGCCAGGAGGAUUCAGCAGCAUCGUUACAUGAACGAUCUUCAGAGCCAGAUAGAAAGUCAGCGGCAGCUCAAGGCUCAGGAUCAGCAGAGCCGCAUUCUUAUGGAGCGUCUAGACAACGACCACCUGGCCCAGGAGAUAGCUUUGCAGAAGGCUCAGCAGCUCCAGCAGAAAUAUGAGAAAACUAAGAAUUACAAAAGGGCUCUGGAUACUCAGGUGGGCAAUAAGAAGUCCACAGGCCCUCCAGAGUACCAGCCUGACAACUCAGGGCUCAACCUCUGUGACACAGAUAAUGCAGAGAGCCGGGAGACGGCACAGAAGCUGUUUCAGGCAAACUUCAGUGCUGCCACCCAGAGGAAGAAGGAAAAACUGCUCAACCGCCAGGCACGGCUGGAGAAAGAGGAGGAAAUGCUCAAACAUAACAAAAUGGAGCUAAUAUUAGACCGCAUUAGUCGUUUUGAGAAAAAGCGGGACAUCGGUAAGUCAUUAGAGGACGAAUGGAGUCGCAGUGUGAAACUCAAACAUCAGCGUGAGGAAGAGGAGCAGCGCUUCUUGAGGUCUGCUGGUCAGCUUCUGGUAGAUCAGCUUGCUCAGUACAAGCGCUGCUCCAAGUGUAACAGGAGGACCACCAACUUUGGGGAGAGCAACAUCUGGAAAGAGUCUCACUACUUCUCUGGCUCACAGUUCAUGAUCUGAUGAUCUGUGGCUUACAGCAGCACUCGCAACCUAAAAAAACCUCAACCCUGACAACCCAUCAUAUGAUCACUAAAGAUUAACAUAAGUGUGAUGUACUUGGAUGUAAUGGUGUGCAGUAUGUGUUAUUUUGUGUUUACUGUGAGAUUUAUUCUUGCUUCUUUCCUGAAGCAGUCUUUGAAUUCCUGGUUG
Monopterus albus (swamp eel) is the source of this 2280-nucleotide messenger RNA. Its product is annotated as coiled-coil domain-containing protein 81. The record is from RefSeq and is a predicted model, not a curated record. Lineage: Eukaryota; Metazoa; Chordata; Actinopteri; Synbranchiformes; Synbranchidae. Gene Ontology annotation, cellular component: microtubule organizing center. The transcript is spliced from 16 exons. Bases 199 to 2091 code for a protein of 630 amino acids.